AUGUCCUCUCCGUCCCUCGCCUCGCCGCCCGACCGACCCGUCCCUCCAGCGCCCGCACCUGCACCUGAACCGCCUCCAGCACCACCCACAGCAUCGACGCCCCCUUCAUCGGUCGACGACGAGGUCGAUCUGUCGACCCUGCGGUUCCUGCGCACCUCGCUCCGCACCCCGUACCUCCCCUACCUCGUCCGCAUCUCGCUCUUCACCCUCGCCGCCAAACUCGUCCGCGUUCUCGCCCCGCCCCUCCUCCGCUUUAUCGCCCGCCUCUCGUCGUGGGCCUGGACCGCCCUCACCGCCGUCGUGCGCUUCGCCGCGUGGAGCGGCAUGUGGCUCGGCCUCGCCGCCCUCGCCCUGUGGCUCCUCGUCGGCGCAGGCGGCGCCCUCGUCUACGUCGCCCUGUCGCUCAAGCCCCGCGUCCGAGCCUGGGCCCGAGCGAGCCCCGGGCAGGCGCGCCUCGCCCAAAAGGCCGUCACGUACGGCGGCGCGUGGGUCGUCGCACGCCGGGCUCUCGGCGCAUGGGCCGGCAAGGUCGUCGUCGCCCUCUACGCCGCGUGGGAGGCGUGGGCGUUCUUUGGCGGCGGGCGACGAGUGGUACCACCCGUCGCCGUCGCCGUCGAGCAGGUCGGCGUCGGGUCGUCGGCAUCUCGCUCGCCCGAGGUCAAGUCGAGCGAGCGGGAGCAUGGCGGCGGCGCAGGAGUCGCAGCGGAUGGUGCGGGCCAGGAGGGAGCUGCCGAGGAAGGCGUCGACGACGAGGAGCUUGAGCGGUGGGCGCGGCAGGCCAAGGAGUCUCUCCUGCGCGACAGCCUCCUGCGGCAGGGGCGCAAGGCGGGCGGCGGCGCUGCACGAGCAGGGUCCGAAGAAGGACACGAGGAGCACGGCGAGGGUGCAGGCGCGCACCCGGAGGUGGCCGACGACGACGAUGAGCGAGGGAGGAGCGGUCCGGGCGGCGCGAGGUGAGCCAGUCGCGGAGCGUCCGGACGUCGCCGCGCCGUGCAACACGACGAGAUAGACCCAG
Rhodotorula graminis WP1 is the source of this 1015-nucleotide messenger RNA. RefSeq lists its product as uncharacterized. Bases 1 to 957 code for a protein of 318 amino acids. The record is from RefSeq and is a predicted model, not a curated record. The transcript has a single exon. NCBI's taxonomy places the organism in Eukaryota, Fungi, Basidiomycota, Microbotryomycetes, Sporidiobolales, Sporidiobolaceae.